AUGGUGGGUCCCAUUCUUCGUUCUCUCUGGUCCUCUACCAGAAAAUCCUUCUCCUCUUCUUCUCCUCCUUUAACCCACUCCCUCUUCUUCUCACGCGCCUUCGCCGCCGCUCCAGCCGCCGCCCCCGCCGUCGCUACUACAGCCUCCUCCCUCGACCCCACCCGCCUCCGCAACGUGGCCGUGAUUGCCCAUGUAGACCACGGCAAGACCACGCUCAUGGACCGCCUCCUCCGCCAGUGCGGCGCCGACAUCCCCCACGAGCGCGCUAUGGACUCCAUAUCGCUCGAGCGCGAGCGUGGCAUCACCAUCGCCUCUAAGGUUACGUCUGUUUCGUGGAAGGAGAAUGAGCUGAACAUGGUUGAUACUCCUGGACACGCUGAUUUUGGUGGUGAGGUUGAGCGUGUUGUUGGUAUGGUGGAGGGAGCAAUUUUGGUUGUUGAUGCUGGUGAAGGUCCACUUGCACAAACAAAGUUUGUUCUUGCAAAGGCCCUGAAGUAUGGAUUGCGGCCUAUUCUUCUUCUAAACAAAGUAGACCGUCCUUCAGUUACUGAGGAGACAUGUGAUGAAGUUGAGAGCCUGGUGUUUGAUCUAUUUGCCAACCUGGGUGCUACAGAGGAGCAACUAGACUUUCCUGUUCUUUAUGCUUCUGCUAAAGAAGGAUGGGCAUCCACCACGUUUACCAAGGAUCCUCCUGCUGAGGCCAAAAAUAUGGCACAGUUGCUUGAUGCAGUUGUAACAAAUGUCCCACCACCAAAUGCAAACAUUGAUGCGCCUUUCCAAAUGCUGGUUUCAAUGAUGGAACGAGAUUUCUAUCUUGGGCGAAUUUUGACUGGACGCAUAUUCUCUGGGGUUGUUCGGGUUGGUGACCGGGUUCAUGGGUUACGAAAUAAAGAUUCUGGUGCUGAAAAGAUUGAAGAUGGAAAGGUGGUGAAACUGAUGAAAAAGAAGGGUACAAACAUGGUUCUAACUGAUUGUGCUGGAGCUGGUGAUAUAAUAUCAGUUGCUGGCCUGUCAAGUCCAUCAAUAGGCCAUACAGUGGCAACUGUGGAGAUUAUGUCUGCUUUGCCCACAAUUGAAUUGGACCCUCCGACAAUUUCCAUGACUUUUGGUGUGAAUGACUCCCCAUUGGCUGGUCGUGAUGGCACUCAUUUGACUGGGGGGAGAAUUGGUGACCGACUGAUGGCUGAAGCUGAAACCAACCUUGCCAUAAAUGUGCUUCCAGGCUUAUCAGAAUCAUUUGAAGUUCAGGGAAGAGGAGAGCUACAGCUAGGUAUUUUAAUUGAGAAUAUGAGACGAGAAGGAUUUGAGUUAUCUGUCUCUCCACCUAAAGUCAUGUAUAAAACUGAAAACAGUCAGAAGCUUGAGCCAGUAGAAGAAGUUACAAUUGAGGUGAAUGACGAGCAUGUUGGCUUGGUAAUGGAGGCCUUAUCUCAUAGACGAGCUGAGGUUACCGACAUGGGUCCUGUUCCAGGAACUGUUGGUCGAACUAGAUUGUCUUUGACUUGUCCAUCAAGGGGCCUGGUUGGGUACAGGAGUGUGUUCAGCAGUGACACACGUGGAACUGGAUUCAUGCAUCGUGCUUUCCAUGCAUAUGAACAAUUUCGCGGCCCUCUUGGCAAUGUCAGAAAAGGAGUACUGGUGUCAAUGGGUUUUGGUACUAUCACAGCUCAUGCAUUGAUGAGCUUAGAAGCUCGAGGGACUCUUUUUGUAACUCCUGGAAUGGAGACGUAUGAUGGAAUGAUUGUUGGAGAACAUUCACGGGAUACAGAUCUUGAUGUGAAUCCAGUGAGGGCCAAAGAACUUACAAAUGUGCGUGCUGCUUCCAAAGAUGAGAAUGUGAGGCUGACUCCCCCUCGCCUGAUGACACUUGAAGAAGCUAUAGGCUAUGUAGCUUCCGAUGAGCUUAUUGAGGUUACACCAAAAGCCAUUCGAUUACGCAAGAAAUACCUUGAUGUUAACAAGCGGAAAACCAUGAGUAAAAGGCCAAAGGAAUGA
Sphenostylis stenocarpa is the source of this 1995-nucleotide messenger RNA. The record is from the annotation of a GenBank genome assembly. NCBI's taxonomy places the organism in Eukaryota, Viridiplantae, Streptophyta, Magnoliopsida, Fabales, Fabaceae.